AUAGCGAUUGGCCAGGCAGAGGCAACCUCACUCAUUCUCCAACUUCCCAAACAACCCAAACGAUGCAUCCUCUCCGCCCUCUGCAACCUUAAUCCGCCAUUAACGCCGAUGAAAGAUAAUCUCCGAUCGAACAGAGAAUCUCCGAUCGUGCAAUUAAGGAGGGAUUAAAGCGCCAUAGCAGAUAUCGAUCAGUUGUUUCGUUUUCCGAGCUUUUGAGGUCUGAAUCAACCACUGAUUCUCAGAUUUCAGUAAUCUAAAUUUGCCUCUGUACGAGAAGAAAUAAUUUAUCGGGAAUUGGAGAAUGUUGACGUGCAUAGCUCGUUCUAAACAAGCCGGCGAUGACUCCUUCAGUCAGCUGGAGGAAUUGGACUCUUCCGCCACAGCAGGAGCCAAAAAUCAAGCUAUGAAAUCUCUUACUUCUCAGUUGAAGGACAUGGCGCUGAAGGCGUCGGGGGCGUACAGACACUGCACUCCGUGCACGGCGCAGAGCCGAUUCCAGAACCAAGGGGAAUCAGACGCGGAUUCCGACCGGUUCAGGUGGUCGUAUCGUCGGACAGGGAGUUCAAGCUCCGGGACGCAGAGGAUGUGGGGGAAAGAAAUGGAGGCGAGGCUGAAGGGGAUAUCGAGCUCGAGCGGAGAGGCGACGCCGAAAUCGAUGAGCGGGCGCCGAGCCGAACCGAUCGUGUUCGUGGAAGAGAGGGAACCUAAGCAAUGGGUGGCGCAGGUGGAGCCUGGGGUGCUAAUCACGUUCGUUUCGCUUCCGCGUGGCGGCAACGAUCUCAAGCGGAUUCGCUUCAGUCGAGAGAUGUUUAACAAAUGGCAAGCUCAAAGAUGGUGGGCGGAGAACUAUGACAGGGUUAUGGAACUUUACAAUGUCCAGAGGUUUAACCGACAAGCCUUCCCACUUCCAACACCACCAAGAUCCGAGGAUGAGAGCUCAAAAAUGGAAUCAGCAGAAGACAGCCCUGUGACACCACCACUAACUAGAGAACGGUUACCUCGUAAUUUAUAUCGUCCCACAGGGCUGGGUAUGGGCUACUCAUCCUCAGAUUCACUUGAUCAGCACUCAAUGCAAGCACGUCAUUAUUGUGACUCAGGUCUUGCCUCAACUCCUAAACUUUCAAGUAUUAGUGGGGCCAAGACAGAGACAUCAUCAAUGGAUGCCUCCAUGAGGAGUAGCUCGUCUAGGGAGGCUGAUCGCUCAGGAGAACUCUCCAUCAGCAAUGCCAGUGAUCUUGAGAGUGAAUGGGUUGAACAGGAUGAGCCAGGGGUUUAUAUCACUAUCAGAGCCUUACCAGGGGGCAAAAGAGAGCUCAGGCGAGUUAGAUUCAGCCGAGAAAAAUUUGGAGAGAUGCAUGCUAGACUGUGGUGGGAAGAGAAUCGAGCAAGGAUACAUGAACAGUACUUAUAAACAUGCAAACAACAUGGAUGCCGGUGCUUUGAAGAUUGUCGAUCGGGGUGUGUAUUUUCUCCUCUGUUCUUCCAUACACAAGUAGAAUCCUGUUCUACAGAGAUCUGGAAUUGGAUAGGUGCGUGCUACCGGUAUCAGUUGCUAAAUGGGAAUUAAGUUUUCCAUGGUUCAUAAUAGCUUAUAAUAUGAUGAUGAGAUAUGGGAACUCAAGUACUUAUAUUUGUAGUUUCUACAGUAUUGGUAGGUAAAGAGCAUCAAUUGUGUAUUUGGGUGGUCAAGAUAUCAAAUCAAUGAAAAGAAUCUAUUUUC
Messenger RNA from Rubroshorea leprosula, 1720 nucleotides. The record is from the annotation of a GenBank genome assembly. NCBI's taxonomy places the organism in Eukaryota, Viridiplantae, Streptophyta, Magnoliopsida, Malvales, Dipterocarpaceae.